GAGAGAAAAGAUGGGUCUCAACCAAAGUGUCUGGUCCUUACAACUCUCCUUUAUUGCCCAAAUUUUGUCAGCUUCUUAUUCCAUAAAACACACAUACUGUUUCGUGCAUUAAUGAAUGAAUGAACCACCUUCUUUCAUCAUUUUCCUUUCCCUCCACAAAAACUCUCUUUCUUUUAACAAAAUCUUUUUUCUUUGAUUUCCUUUAUGUAUAAUACAAGAAAGCUUUCCGAUUCUGCUGCUGAAACUUGAGAAUAAUUAAAGCAGACAUUGUUACUGUUAUAUUUUAGCUACAACUAGGAAUGGGCACACAUCAUAUCUGUUAUUGGAUUUGUCUUCCCCUUGUUAAAUGACUUUUUAGCCCUUUCCAAAUUCAAGAAUGGCUAGAAUCCCAAAGCUCCAUUCCCUCCAAAUUCUUGCUAUUUUCUUGAAUUUUCUUGUUUUCUUUUUCCAGCUAUCCAAUUCUUUGUCUGUUGAGACACAAGCCCUUCUUGAAUUUAAAAAGCAGCUUGUUGACCCCUGGAAUUUCUUGGAAUCUUGGAAAUAUACAGAUUCCCCUUGCAAAUUCUAUGGCAUUCAAUGUGACAAACACACUGGCUUGGUCACUGAAAUUUCCCUUGACAAUAAGUCCCUGUCUGGGGUUAUUUCCCCUUCAAUUUCUGUGCUCCAAAGCCUUACUUCACUAGUGCUUCCUUCAAAUUUACUAUCUGGGAAUCUUCCAAGUCAAUUGGCCAAUUGCACCAAUCUCAAAGUCUUGAAUGUUACUCUAAAUAACAUGAAUGGUAUGAUACCUGAUUUAUCUAGUUUGGCUAAGUUGGAGGUGUUAGACUUGUCGAUGAACUACUUUUCUGGACAAUUUCCAGCUUGGUUUGGAAAGUUGACUAGUUUGGUUGCAUUAGGCCUUGGUGGCAAUAACUAUGAUGCAGGUAAUCUUCCUGAUUCAUUUGGGAAGUUGAAGAAACUUUAUUGGCUUUACUUGGCAGAGUCAAAUUUGACAGGACAAAUCCCGGAAUCUAUUUUUGAAAUGGAGGCACUAGGAACAUUAGAUAUUUCGAAAAACCAUAUAUCUGGGAAUUUCCCAAAGUCUAUAAACAAGCUGCAAAAUCUCUUCAAGAUUGAACUUUAUCAAAACAAUUUGACGGGGGAAUUGCCAGUUGAGCUUGUAGACCUCUUGCAUCUGCAGGAAAUUGAUAUUUCUGGAAACCAGUUGGAAGGGAUUUUGCCUAAGGGGAUUGACAACCUGAAGAAUUUAACAGUUUUUCAAAUAUUCAAGAACAAUUUCUCUGGUGAAAUCCCUCCAGGCUUUGGAGAUUUGCAGCAUCUUAAUGGCUUUUCUGUGUACAGGAACAGUUUUUCUGGAGAAAUUCCAGCAAAUCUUGGCCGGUUUUCACCACUGAAUAGCGUAGACAUAUCUGAGAACAAGUUUAGCGGUGCAUUUCCAAAAUAUUUAUGCCAAAAUGGCAACUUGCAAAAUUUGCUAGCUGUUGAAAACAGUUUCACAGGGGAGUUUCCAGAUAAUUAUGCUUCUUGCAAGCCUUUAACGAGAUUAAGGGUGAGUCGGAAUCAGCUUUCUGGGAGAAUUUCUGAGGGUUUAUGGGGGCUUCCAAAUGUCUUGAUGCUAGAUUUCAGUGAUAACAACUUCACUGGAACUGUAUCUCCUGGAAUUGGUGCUGCUACUAACUUGAAUCAGUUGGUAUUAUCAAACAACAAAUUUUCAGGUGAGCUUCCGAAAGAACUUGGAAAGCUUACACAGUUGGAAAGGCUAUAUUUGGAUAACAAUGACUUCUCUGGCAUAAUACCAUCUGAACUUGGAACAUUGAAGCAAAUUUCAUCUUUGCAUUUAGAGAAAAACUCACUUUCCGGGUCAAUACCAUCAGAGUUGGGUGAGUUUCCCAGGUUGGCAAACUUGAAUCUUGCUUCAAAUCUUCUGAUAGGUGCCAUACCCAAUUCGUUGUCAAUGAUGGCCUCGUUGAACUCUCUGAAUCUUUCGAGUAACAAUCUCAGUGGUUCAAUUCCAACAAACUUGGAUAACCUGAAAUUAUCUUCAUUGGAUCUCUCUAACAAUCAGCUAACCGGACGAGUUCCUACUGAUCUUUUGACGGUGGGAGGAGAAAAAGCAUUUGUAGGAAACAAGGGGCUUUGUGUUGAUCAAAGCAUCAGGAGUAUCCCAAUGAACUCAGGCUUGGGCGCUUGUAGUGGAAAGGCUGCUCAGGACAAGUUCAUGAAGAGCAAACUAGUUGUGUUUUGCAUUGUAUUACUUUCUUUGUCUGUUCUAAUGGGUGUUUUCAUGCUUGUGAGUUACUGGAAGUACAAGCACAAUGCUGAAGCUAGUCCAGAAAAGCGAAUGGGACAAGCAAAUGGAAUGGAUCCAAAAUGGAAGCUUGAAAGCUUCCAACAUGUGGAACUUGAUGUAGAUGAAAUUUGUGAUGUCGGCGAGGAUAAAUUGAUAGGAAGUGGUGGCACAGGAAAAGUUUAUCGGUUAGAUUUGAAGAAAGGCUGUGGCACAGUGGCUGUAAAGCAGCUUUGGAAAGGAAAUGAGGUGAAAGUUUUGACAAGGGAAAUGGACAUUCUGGGAAAGAUCAGGCAUCGGAAUAUAGUUAAACUGUAUGCCAGUCUAAUGAGAGAAGGUUCAAAUUUGUUGGUUUUCGAGUACUUGCCAAAUGGUAAUUUAUUUGAGGCACUACACCAGGAAGUCAAGGCUGGGAAGACAGAAUUAGAUUGGUACCGGAGGUAUAAAAUUGCAGUUGGAACUGCAAAGGGAAUUGCUUAUUUGCACCAUGAUUGUUUCCCUCCUAUUAUUCAUAGAGAUAUCAAGUCAACAAACAUUCUACUUGAUGAGGAGUAUGAGGCGAAAGUUUCUGACUUUGGGGUUGCAAAAGUUUCAGAAAUCUCCUCUACAGUCUCCGAGUUCAGCUGCUUUGCAGGCACUCAUGGCUAUUUAGCUCCUGAGCUAGCAUAUACUUCCAGAGUGACAGAAAAGAGCGAUGUAUACAGCUUUGGAGUUGUGCUAUUAGAAUUAGUAACCGGAAGGAAACCAAUAGAGGAAGCCUAUGGAGAAGGUAAAGACUUGGUUUAUUGGGCAUCAACUCAUCGUAAUGACAAAGGAAGUGUUCUGAAAAUUCUUGAUCAAAAGGUGGUUUCCGAGCUUUUCCAAGAUGACAUGAUCAAAGUGUUGAGGAUUUCUGCACUAUGUACCACCAAACUCCCUAAUUUACGCCCCAGCAUGAAAGAAGUAGUAAAGAUGCUUGUUGAUGCUGAACCUUGAACAUUUAGGUCUUCAAGCAAAUGUGAGCAAAAUGAGAAAGAAAGAUUCUUUGUAGUUUUCUCCUUUUCCCUCUUACCAUGUAGUUUAAAUUCCAAACAUCAGUCUAGUUUUAGAUUUCUCAUUAUGCAUUUACCAUGUAAAAUUGUAUCCUACUUUGUCGGUACAAGUUCAUUUUGUAAAAUGGAAAGUAUAUUUCUGGUUGAGCUUAUAAUUUUUGGCAGUUUUGUCGA
This is a messenger RNA of Solanum dulcamara, 3492 nucleotides long. Its product is annotated as receptor protein-tyrosine kinase CEPR2-like. The record is from RefSeq and is a predicted model, not a curated record. NCBI's taxonomy places the organism in Eukaryota, Viridiplantae, Streptophyta, Magnoliopsida, Solanales, Solanaceae. The coding region runs from base 377 to 3262 and encodes 961 amino acids. The transcript is spliced from 3 exons. Gene Ontology annotation, biological process: protein phosphorylation. Gene Ontology annotation, molecular function: ATP binding; receptor serine/threonine kinase binding; protein kinase activity.